Lachnellula hyalina is the source of this 1491-nucleotide messenger RNA. It is a transcript of the gene orc5, whose product is annotated as Origin recognition complex subunit. Gene Ontology annotation, biological process: DNA replication initiation; DNA replication. NCBI's taxonomy places the organism in Eukaryota, Fungi, Ascomycota, Leotiomycetes, Helotiales, Lachnaceae. The record is from RefSeq and is a predicted model, not a curated record. Gene Ontology annotation, molecular function: DNA replication origin binding. Gene Ontology annotation, cellular component: nucleus; nuclear origin of replication recognition complex. The coding region runs from base 1 to 1491 and encodes 496 amino acids. The transcript has 3 exons.
AUGGCCUCAAUGUUCUCCUUGCCGAGCGAGGUUAUGUUGACCUCCCUUGCUUCUCAAUUUCCUUGUCGGGAACAGCAGAUCCGCUCUCUGGCAACUCUGCUCGCAAUAAGAGGAGCCCCGAGCAGGAACAUUGUGCUGUAUGGUCUUGAGGCUACUGGUAAAAGCGCCAUUGCGAAAGCACUUUUACAAAGGCUCUCCACCGAGUCCGACAACAGCUUGGUCAACGGAGAUUCUGAUGUGCCCCUCGAGCAAUUACGGUAUGCUGUUAUAAAGAGCGCAGAAUGUAUAACUGGAAGACAUUUGCUCGAGCAAACUGUGGGGACAGUAGCAAAAGCUGUAAAUUGGGAGGGCAACGUGGGUCGAUGUGAAAAUGUUGCACAGUUGGUUGUUGAGCUGGGUCGGAUGUUGGAGGGCCGGAGAAUUUCAGAUAAAGGGGCCACAAAUUAUAGAAUAGUCCUGGUUUUUGAUGGUAUAGAUCACCAAAGGGAGGCUCCGCCGACUCUGCUCCCGGGUUUAGCAAGACUAGGAGAAAUCAUACCAAAACUCACAACCCUCUACAUCGUCACAGCCCCUCGACCCAACUUCCUCCACCUCCCUGGUGUCCCACACAUCCACUUCCCCUCUUACACCAAGCCUGAACUACUCCAAAUCCUCUCAUCUACUUCCCCAACCCCCCAACUCCCAAGCGGCGCAAAAGAAACACAAGAAACCUGGUCCCGCUUCACCUCCGCAGUCUACGACUCCUUAUCCAAGCACUCAGGCCGCGACAUCCUCUCCUGCCGCUCCAUUAGUCUGCGUCUCUGGCCCCGCUUUAUAAAGCCCAUCCUCGACGGCCAGCUAUCCGCUACCCCAUUCGGUCGUCUCCUCGUAGCAAACCGCUCCCUAUUCCAAAAUGAAUCAGUCCUCAUCCCAGGAAUUAUAUCGGAACCACCAUUCGCCAAAUCUGGAGCUCUAGUACAGCCAGGCAAUGAGAGUAAGGGCAAAUACCAAGGCAUAGCAGCCCAGCUCCCCUACUACUCCCGCCUCCUCCUCGUAGCCUCCUACCUCGCAUCCUUCAACCCGUCCCGCUUCGACACCGUCCACUUCAUGAAAUCCGCGUCUUCAAAACGCCGCAAAAAGGGCGGCGGAACCGCGCUCUCCCGCUCCUCCACCACGAAACGCCGCACCAUCUCCCGCAAACUCCUCGGCCCCCAAGCCUUCGUGCUCGAACGCAUGCUAGCCAUCUUCCACUGUAUAAAAGACGAUGCAGACUCAAGAGGAAGACAUGGACUUGGAAAUGACAGAAAGAGGGAGAGGCAGAAUGGCAGUGCGGAUAUACAGAUGGCCAUCGCCACGCUCGCGAGUCUGCGCUUGCUUGUCAAGAUGGGCGCGCAGAACGCGGGCGAUACCAUGGAUGGCGCGUGCAGGUAUAGAGUUGCUGUUGGCUGGGAAGUAGUGAGGGGCGUGGCGAGGAGUGUAGGCGUCGAGGCGGAGGAUUAUCUUGCUGAUUAA